CCAGGCAAAUCGCACAACCUAACGAUAAUAUCAGAAGCUGGCAUUGAGUACAACCGUGGCGACUUUCUAGAAGUACGAGGUGAUUCCGAGAGUCACUGGAUCGCCAUCCUACUCGAAGGGCGCCAAAACUAUUUGCGGGUUUGUUGGAUGUAUCGGCCCUGCGAACUGCCCACUGAAGUCCCAGAAUCAAAAAAGGGGGAUGCUAGAAUUUAUAAGUCAAACCACAUGGACAUUAUCGACGCCUCGAGCGUUGCAUCAAAAGCAGUACUCGUAACGAAACCUUCAUCGUACUACUGCAUCAAGAGGCGAAGAAUAUUUUAUCUUAUGAAGCGUACAAGUACCUUGCGACAAAAAAUUGAAGGUGGUACAACCAAUGCCAGGCUCGAAUAG
Molecule: messenger RNA, 390 nt
Organism: Pyricularia pennisetigena
Lineage: Eukaryota; Fungi; Ascomycota; Sordariomycetes; Magnaporthales; Pyriculariaceae
Exons: 2
Molecular function (GO): chromatin binding
Source: RefSeq, a predicted model, not a curated record